AUGGUGCAACUCGAGACUGAGAACACUUACUGUAACCUGCAAUAUUCAGGUCUGAAUAAGCCAUCAUGGCGUCCUCCAAACUGGGCCUUUGGACCUGUAUGGACCACGCUGUAUACAGGAAUGGGCUAUGCAUCAUAUUUAGUAUGGAAUGAAGGAGGUGGCUACAAUGAUACAACAAAAUUACCUUUGAUUCUCUUUGGUUCUCAGUUGGCACUGAAUUGGGCCUGGACUCCAAUCUUCUUUGGGGCUCAUAAACUAGGAGCAGCAUUUUGUGAAAUCCUCCUUCUGUGGGGAACUGUAGCUGGCUGUGUCUACACSUUUUAUCCAGUCAGUAAACUUGCYGCUGGUCUUAUGGUCCCAUAUCUUGGYUGGGUCACAUUAGCAAGCUGCCUCAACUACUGUAUCUGGCAGCGCAACAAGCCAGCCAUAAAGGAAGACUAAAAUGUGUCCUCUAAUGCCACAYAGACAAAUAGAAGAUUAGAACAAUAUGAUUAAUCCUUUUAUUGA
Molecule: messenger RNA, 507 nt
Organism: Exaiptasia diaphana
Lineage: Eukaryota; Metazoa; Cnidaria; Anthozoa; Actiniaria; Aiptasiidae
Product: translocator protein
Exons: 3
Coding region: 1-441 (146 amino acids)
Cellular component (GO): mitochondrial outer membrane
Source: RefSeq, a predicted model, not a curated record